Messenger RNA from Diachasmimorpha longicaudata, 3243 nucleotides. It is a transcript of the gene mol, whose product is annotated as moladietz. The record is from RefSeq and is a predicted model, not a curated record. Gene Ontology annotation, cellular component: endoplasmic reticulum membrane. NCBI's taxonomy places the organism in Eukaryota, Metazoa, Arthropoda, Insecta, Hymenoptera, Braconidae. Gene Ontology annotation, biological process: protein transport. The coding region runs from base 1997 to 3151 and encodes 384 amino acids. The transcript has 7 exons.
GUCGAUCGUCAGGGGAUAUCCCGGUGGAAAUGCCUCCGGGGAAACUUUUUGCGUUUUGAUGCUGGGGAAAGGGGGGAGGCUGAGGGGGAGUCAUGUCCAGGAGCUGGAAAAUUCAGGCCAUUUGCCUUCGUCUGUCCGAGUUUUUUUUUUGCGCGCAAUUAGAGAAGAAAUCGUACAAUCCGGAAGUGGGAGAGAUUUUUAAUAGACAAACAACUCCAGAUGCUCAGUCUUGUGACCUAAAAAGCCGCAAUCUUUGUUAUUGAAUCUGUGGGUUUAUUUUUGGAGAUGUGGUCCAGUGUAAUGGACCGGAAAAUCAAUUUUCCAUUCAAUUAGCGCUGUUCCUUUUUUCUCAGUCUGAUUGGCAGACGCCUUCGGAUGGUUGAAAAAAGUUAUCGAAUGUAUCGAGGGGCUCCUGGACAGGUGACAACUUAUUUAAUGGAGUAGAAAAAAAAUAAUGAACAAUUUAAUUCUGAUUGGGAAAAUUUCUAAGUCAAAAGAUGUUUCUGAUGACGCUUCUUAUUUAUUUUCAUUGACAUUACAAUUUUUUUUUGACACAUGGUGAGGUCAUCUGUGGAAACUACUGUUUAUUUUUUUUAGCUCUGAUUUAGGGGGUUUUUUAGUGAUUUUUUGAGUUGAUGAGAUUGAAAUCCCGAGAGUUUUUUCCUGGAACAAAAAUUAACGGAUCUAUCUUCGGUUUUUGGAGGAAUAUGUAAAAAAUUAUGGGAAAUGCUGGGAAUCUUGUGAGAGCCUUUUUGGAGAGAAAGUUAAAUGCUACAAAAAAGUUUUGAUGGAAAUUUUUCCAUCGCUUGUAGAUUUAGAAAUAUUUAUGAAAAAGAUGGACUGGAGAUGAGUGAGUUUCGCCAGUUUUAGCACUUCACUAUAAAUAAUUGUAGAUUUCUAAAUAAAAUUUAUUGAAUAAGUUAAUUAUAUUUGAUAUGCAAUAAAUUCAUUUGAUUUAAUAGACGUCUCUCCAUCUAGAUGACCAUUGUUGAUUCUGGGAGACAGUGGUAGGAAGAAAUCAGGCGAAUUCAGUACCGAAGUGAUAAACGGCUAAGUCCCUUUGACAGUUAAUAAAUUUAUGGGGCAUAUCUCGGAAUCUAGGGGAGAUGGCAUAAUUUUUAUCAUGACCUUUUUUGUCGAGUGAAGUGUAAUCUCCAAAAAACGUCCCGACAAAAAUUCUCUAUCUCCCUUACAUUUGGAGAUCUCGCUCAAAAACUUAAUUAGAAAAUAGUCAACUCAUCUCGUUUUGCCAUUUCACUACUGAAAUUUUAUAUCACCAGUUUUUAAUAGAUAUCUCUGAACUCAAGACAGAUAGAAAUUUUUUUAUAAUAACCUUUUUUAUGCAGCGAAUUGAGUGCUACAAAAAGUGUUAUCACAAAAAAAUGUCCAUCUCCUUUAGAUUCAGAGAUAUUCCACAAAAACUCGACUGACAGAUGCAUUAGCUAUUGUCUUUCGUUCAUUUCGCUACCGAGUUCUGCCCAGGAUCAAAUUAUUCUGAACUAUUUCAACCAGGAUCCAAUCCUCGGUAUGACAAGACCUACCCCCUACCCUCCCCCACCAAUAACCCCCGAAAAUGCGUGACAAGUGUCAAAAAAUACAUCAUCAAGAAUUGGUAUUGAAUACAGACGGGGAACUUCUCACGUAGAUCUCUUCCGAGGCGAGUUCCAAGUCGGGUGUCAUCGGCUGGCAUCGGUAGAGGCCACUUUCCCCUCUCUGUACUACCUGUUAACCCACUUGAAUCAGUCUUUGAGCUACUUUAGCCAAAGGAUCAUCGAUUCUCAAUUUUCCCCAUUUAUCCCCCCCAAGUCCUCAUUCAACAAAAGAUAAAAAACAUUUCUAUCCCCCAAAUUUGGCGAUCGGCGAACGUAUCCCCCGCGAUGACGAUGUCCAGGGGACAAAAAACCUCGUAUCCGGGUACAAAGAGGAACAACAAAGUCAUCUGAAUCGUUAAUCUGUGGCAUUGACUCAAUCACGUGGUGACGAGAAUUCAACGACAAUGAAAGGGUGGUUCGAUGCAUUUAGAAAUGAUGGGGGCCCAACACUGUACAGCUACAGUAAUCGGACACCUGUCACUGGUGACGUUCAUCUCAUAACGAUUUUCAUUAUUUUUUGCACAAUUUUCGCUGCUUUUCUGAUAAUAUUCCCAGGAAUUCGCAAAGAGAGAGUAACGACAUUUUUUACGGUGACCCUGAGCCUCUUCGUGGGGGCCAGCAUUCAAGUUGCCCAAUACGGCUCGACUUGGCACACGACCUCGUCCCAAAUAGUCAGCACUUACAGUGUCUUCUCCAGGCACAGAACUCAUGCAGAAAUCGGUGGCUACAUCGGUCUCAUGCACAUCAACAUCACAUACAAAUUGGUAGGAAAUAGAGAGGAGAGUCAGGACGGGGGUGAUAUUGAAUUCAACGAGAGAUUCUGGUGGAGAAGUCCCACGGAGAUGAGUGAUGCCUUCAAGAGUUCACUACAGAGGGGUACGCCCUUUCCCAUUAUUUCAUUGGCUGAGUAUUUCAGCCUUCAUCAGGAGGGCUUUUCCUGGGGGACGAGGUACAGAGAGGCUGGGCACUGGGCGUCCAUCAUCCUCUGGACCUCCUUUGCCGCCUGGAUGAUAACGAAUCUCCUCCUAGUAGUGGUGCCACGAUACGGUGCCUACGGUAUGAUAUUCACGGGGACUUUAAUGCUCCUAACGAACCUCACGUACUGGUCUCUAUUGCCUUCGGAGCCAUUGGUGGCCCACAUUGACGGUUCAAUUUUAAUAUUCAAUUUCGGCUGGAACUACUGGCUGCUACUCGCAGCCGGUGUCGUCUGUGUCCUCGGUGGAACAGUGAUAGCCGUAAUUGAUCUGAUAUUCCCCCAUCAAUUCUCAACGAUUCUCGAAGUUGAUUACGAUACGCCGUACGACAGGCACGUAAUAAUCGAGGAGAGUUUCGACACGAGAAAUGUUGGAAAUAAAUUACCCAAGAUCGUGGACGACGACCUUGAGGGAAGGAUCAUCAUGAGCAAAUUAUCGAAGAUGGGGAGCGAUCAGUCGAGUAGUCGAGGGAUCGUUAAUCAAGGAUACGAUCCGCCGGAUUAUAAUCGAAAUGAGAGCGACACAGCAGCAGGAAAAAAUUGGGCCUAUCCUUUCCCCCCAGUGUCUCGCAGGAUCAACGACUGAUGUGUAGAUGUGGUUAUUAAAUUAAAUAAAUUUAUUGCAUACCAAAUAUAAUUGAAGGAUCUGUUGAAUAAAUUUUAUUUAAAAUUUUCUGA